Molecule: messenger RNA, 1446 nt
Organism: Drosophila takahashii
Lineage: Eukaryota; Metazoa; Arthropoda; Insecta; Diptera; Drosophilidae
Source: RefSeq, a predicted model, not a curated record
AUGAAGGCACUCUUUAGUAAUUUGCAGGAUAUGCGAGACACCCCCACCAUAUUAUUCACAUCCUCGGAAGAUCACAUACGGGAUCUAUUGCGGGAAUGUUUCCGCGAAAAUAUGCUCAAUGUGUUGGCAAUUAGAGGCUCAAACCGAGAGUUUGUCUACAGCUUUCAGGCCUUUCCCAGAUUUCGCAUUAUUAAGCGAAGUCUAGCGGAAACUCAUCGGUACUUUGAGCCACAACUCAAGGAUCUAGGGGGCUAUACCAUCAAGACUCUACCCGACAACAUAAUGCCCCGAACUGUGACCUACCGAAAUGCUGAUGGCAAUCGCCAGUUGGGCGGAUACCUGAGCCACUUUAUCCGAAACUAUGUGAGCACCAUAAACGCCUCUCUCGAAAUCUGUUGGGAUCUAGUUCCGGAGGAGGGCAUAAUCCCCUCGCUGGAUAACAUAACCCUCUCGGAGGAGAGACACUGGGACCUUCCCCUGGGCUUCGAUGGUCUAGAGAAAAGGACAUUGAAACAGAACGUUAUAAUGGAGUUGUCCAGUUGGUUCCUGAUGCUGCCCAUGGAGCCCGCCCUUCCUCGCGCCAGUUUCUACUUGAGAUUCGGUUUAUACAGGCUGAUACCUUUGAUGUUACUGGUAGCAAUGGUGCUAAGUAAUGCCCAUCGGAUAGACUUGGGCUUGGGUCCCACAUGGCGCUGUAGUUCAGUGGGAAGUAAAGUCCUGCGAGGAGUCCUGGCACAGCCAUUUAUCCUACCCAAAAGACUCUCCCCCAAACUGAUGUUCAUCUACUGGCUGCUCCUCCUAAGUGGUUUCUUCGUAAGCAACUAUAUUAUUGUCUACCUCACCACUUGGCUCGUUCAUCCACCAACUUUGGAGCCAAUAAAAGACUACGAGCAGAUGCGUCGCCUAAAGCUGAACAUCCUCACCGUCCCCUCGGAACUGGAUUACCUAAAGGCCACCAUGGGCAUGGAGUUCGUAGAGACCCGCAGAGAUAUAUUUCAGAUCACCGACCCGUCGGAUUUCCAGAGGAAGCGCAUGUCAAUGGACCAAUCGUACGCCUAUCCAGUGACUUGCACCUUGUGGCCUCUCUUGGAACAAUCACAACUCAGGCUUCGUCAGCCCAUAUUCCGCCGGUCGAAGGAGAUAGUAAUUCUACCGCUUAUUAUCAUGUCUAUGACACUGCCGAAUAACUCGGUGUUUCAAAAGUCUCUCAAUCGAUAUAGGCUACACACUCAUGAGAGCGGACUCUACCAGUUUUGGUUCAGACAAAGUUUCUACGAAUUGGUGACCCUAGGAAACAUCUCAUAUAAAGAGGAUAUGGACUUCGAAACCUAUUUUGAUCUCAAGUGGGAGGACUUUCAAUUUAUUUGGCUGGGCUUCGUAGGCGGAAGCAUCACUAGUUUCCUGGUGUUCCUGGCCGAGAUUGGAUACUACUAUACACCAAAAUAA